Molecule: messenger RNA, 1895 nt
Organism: Eupeodes corollae
Lineage: Eukaryota; Metazoa; Arthropoda; Insecta; Diptera; Syrphidae
Product: pre-mRNA-processing factor 17
Exons: 3
Coding region: 126-1832 (568 amino acids)
Biological process (GO): mRNA splicing, via spliceosome
Cellular component (GO): catalytic step 2 spliceosome
Molecular function (GO): mRNA binding; protein binding
Source: RefSeq, a predicted model, not a curated record
UUCUCAGUAGAAAAAUGUCAUCGACGAAACGUCAACGCUGCUUUUGUUGAGAAGAAAACGUUUAAUAUUUUUGUUUGCUACGCAUAAAAUUUUAAUUUCUUCAAAAAAACACCCCUACAAAAAUAAUGUUAGGAUUAAAAAACUAUGGGAGUAGUUCGAGUGGAAGUGAUUCCGAUGAAGAGGUACCUGAAGAAGCCACCAUCCAUCUGAAGCCAGUAACAGACCAAGAAAAUUCAGUGGCCAAAACUCUAGCUGUGUGUGCAGCACCUGAUGUCAUACCUCUCGGAGCCGUAGCUGUUCCCCGUGUAGUUGAUCCUUCCCUUAAAGAAGUUCUCUACAAUCCCAGGUAUGAAGAACUCUACACACCCGUUCAGGGUCCCGAGAAACCCAACCAAACGAAUCAAGAACGCGCCGCCAAAAAUACACUCGCUGGUUUCCUAGAGAAAGCGCACAUAAACGCCUUUCAAUUUGAGAACCAGCGACGCACAUUCCAUACCUAUGGAUAUGCCAUGGAUCCGUCCACUGAUGAGACGGCCGAUGGCCAGAGCUAUGUUGGGGAUCUGCAGGAGGCCUAUAACACUGACGGCAAGACUGUCUUUGAGUCACCCAAACCGAAGAAGAAGAGAAAACAAGAGAAGAAUGAUUGUCCAGAGGAUGUUGAAGGAUUCGUUGGUCCAUGGGGUAGGUAUGAAAAUGAACAAACUGUCGCCAAGCCAACUGACGAGGAAAAGGCUGAGUUGGACGAGAUCUUGGCAAAGAGACACAAGCGUGGACGGAUUCCAGAAGACAAACCACUCGAAGAAAAAUCCAUUUUACACAUCAAAGACGCCGUUGAUUAUCAGGGACGCUCGUACCUUCACGCUCCACACGAUGUCGGAGUCAAUUUACGAUCAAAUGUACCUCCAACAAAAUGCUUCCUGCCCAAAGCACACAUUCACACUUGGCAGGGACAUAACAAAGGCAUUUCAUCGAUCAGAUGGUUCCCAAAAACUGCUCAUCUUCUGCUCUCUGGCAGCAUGGAUUGUCGCGUCAAGCUGUGGGAGGUUUAUGGAGAACGUCGUUGCAUUCGUACCUACUUCGGCCACAGACAAGCCAUCAAGGAUGUCGGCUGGAACAAUAAGGGAACUCAUUUUCUUUCGGCCUCUUACGACAGGUACAUCAAACUCUGGGACGCAGAGACUGGAGAUGUUGUGUCGCGUUUCACAGCUAGAAAAAUGCCUUUCUGUGUGAAAUUCCAUCCCGACAAUGGGAAGCAGCACUUGUUCGUAGCUGGAACCUCAGAUAAGAAGAUUAUUUGUUGGGACACUCGAAGUGGUGACAUUGUCCAGGAAUACGAUCGCCAUUUGGGAGCAGUAAACACAAUCACAUUCGUCGAUGAGAAUCGUCGAUUCGUCACAACAUCAGAUGACAAGAGUAUGCGCAUCUGGGAAUGGGACAUCCCAGUGGACAUGAAAUACAUCGCCGAUCCUACAAUGCACUCCAUGCCUGCCGUAACCUUAGCUCCCAAUGGCAAAUGGUUGGCCUGCCAGAGUUUGGACAACAAAAUUGUGAUAUUCUCGGCGCUCAAUCGAUUCAAGAUGAAUCGAAAGAAGUCCUUCUCGGGGCAUAUGGUUUCGGGUUAUGCGUGUAAUUUGGACUUCUCCCCGGACAUGAGUUAUCUGAUAUCGGGCGAUGGUGACGGAAAGUGUUACAUUUGGGAUUGGAAGACAACAAAAAUGUACAAAAAAUGGCAAGCACACGAAGGAGUGUGCAUAAGUACACUUUGGCAUCCUCACGAACCGAGCAAAGUGGUCACGGCCGGAUGGGAUGGGUUGCUUAAGUUUUGGGAUUAAAUUAAGAUUUUUUCUUUCUUUUUUGUCGACGAUUAAAUUAAAAUUCUAUGAAAUUCUUUUAAA